CAAAAUCAAAUUUAUAGAGAGAAAUCUUGGUUAAGAAUCUGGGAGAUAAGGGGAUAAAUUAUGAUUUGAAAGAAUUAUAACAAUGAAAUUCAGGGAAUAGGUGUUAUUUUAUAUUUCAGAGGUUAAUCAACAGGAUGUAGUUUUUUUGUUUUUGUUAGGCUGAUUCACACUCCUUCCCAUUUGGUGGCGGUAAUGCUACUAAACGUUCGUUCUAAACCACCCAAACCCAUAAAGAAGAAGAAUAAGAAGAAGAAGCUCAAGCUAGUGAUCUUUGGAAGUGAGAUACUGAAGAAUUGCUUUCAGGUUAUUGAACAGCAGCUGAAGGUUUCGAAAUAAUGUCAUUUAAAAGAGAAGGGGACGAUUCCAGUCAAUUAAACAUUCUUAAGAAACGACGUGUUGCAGAUCUCUUGUCAAACUUCAUUCCUGAAGACGAAGCUGCCUUAAUGAAAAACGGAAGGUACACCUGUUUAGUGUGCUCCUACCGUCCUGUGUUUGAUACUGUUGACAUGCUGACUGUUCACAGAAAAGGAAGGCGCCAUCUAGAAGGGCUGAAAUGGUUUUAUGGAAAGAAGACAACGUUACAGAAUGAAUUAGAGAAACGUAGGCAUCAUAAUUAUGUUCAGGCGGAAGAAGGCAAGCAGGAAGAAGCAAAAGCUGCUCCUUUACUUGCACAGACCCGUAGUAUUACCCACCAUGCCCUGCUGAAGUCCAUACCCUAUAGCAGCUGCCACAAAAAAAUAAGUUUUUCUUUGAUUCCCAUUAGCUUGAAGUCUGAAAAAGGCUCAGCUAGCUCUGGUCUGGAUUGCCAAACUUUCACCCCCCCCACCAACAAAUCUUCAGCACUAAACCCGGCACCAUCUGCUGAGAUGGUGGGAGGCGUAAGGAAGGUAACCAGAUCUCUCCCAGAUUACUGCUGCAGCACAAAAGACCAUCAGACACAGCCACAAGCUCAGAAAAAACAGGAAGCAGUCAGGAAGAAGUCUAGGCCCACAAUUCCCUUGGACCCUGAACCCAUAUCAGCACAGAGGCGCAGAGAGCUGGAUCACUAUCUCAAACUGAAAAGUUCCGGAUGGCUGCAGGACAAAAACGGCAGUUGGGUAAAGGAUGAAAAUGUGGAAUUUGACUCAGAUGAGGACCAGCCCUCUCCCCUCCCCCCUCUUCCCCACAGCACUGAGUUGACAGACAUCCCAGAGCAGGAGCAGCUCUGACCCCCUGACCCCUUAUCCCAAAUGCACAUAGUCUGCAUUUCCCCAACCUGGCAACCAACCAGAGGACAAGUGCAGGCACUGAAGAGAACCCAUGGUCAGUUCUGUGAUCGGAGUUGUCACCUGGAGGGAGGACAAAAAGGAUGCUAUUUUCAGCACCCUUUGUGUUGUUCUUUCUCUCCAAGUUGAUUUGCUUUUAAGACCUUCCAUUAGAAAUAAGUCCAGGCCAGCUUACUCUAAAUCAACAUCAGCUAUUCUAAUAUUAGUGCUAAUCUGAACGAGAGCUGCCACUGGUUAGAGUUCUUCAUAGGUUUCAUGGUAUGGUCAUUCAUACUCCUCUGUGACCCACAACUGUCCACUUCGAACAAAUCUAAUUUCCCCAUGGUUUAAAGAGAGCGAGAAGGCUUCAUUUAGAGUGGCUAGCUGGCUCCUAAAGAUCUAUGUCUAUGUUUAACUCAGAUUGCAGCAUGUUAGCAUAGGGGGAUUUUACAUGUGUGUUGAGGAUGGUGCCAGUGUUUAGUUUUCCAAGUUUAUUUUGUAUUUUAAAGUGCCCAUAGAAAGAAAUUCCAAAAAGGUUAAUUUAUUAGUAUGAGGAUAUGUUUAACAUUUAUUUGUUGAAUUAUAUUUGAAGGCUGGAUGAUAGACUUGGUUUAUUGUAUAUGCAUAAUAGUCAUGCUCUAAAUGACUGACAGCUUCCAAAUUGAAUUUUUGUGAAAAAAUAUUUUUUACUGAGCCAAUGCAGCUACGUGGACCAUAUCUGCAGAUGUUCUCUUAAGGGAACAGGGUAUAACGAUAUAUAGAAAUGUUGACAAUUAUUCCAAACUCUGUAACUACCAAUCAUAUGUGCCAUCUGUAAUAUCCCAGAAUUGACAUCAUUUGUUUAUCAUUUCUGAGUGAAGAUAUUAUCUUUUGCUAUAUGGCCUGAGCUACUGAUCAAAAAUGUUUACACAGUUUCCCUGUCUCAGCAGUUGUAGUCUUACCAUUGUCUGGCUACCUAGACAUAUUUACAUAUUGUAUUUAUUGUAUUACAACAUGUACUAAGAACACCUGUAUCAUCUGU
Messenger RNA from Anguilla rostrata (American eel), 2265 nucleotides. RefSeq names its product sodium channel modifier 1 (gene scnm1). The record is from RefSeq and is a predicted model, not a curated record. NCBI's taxonomy places the organism in Eukaryota, Metazoa, Chordata, Actinopteri, Anguilliformes, Anguillidae. The transcript has 8 exons. Gene Ontology annotation, cellular component: nucleus. Bases 336 to 1208 code for a protein of 290 amino acids. Gene Ontology annotation, biological process: RNA splicing.